Spirometra erinaceieuropaei is the source of this 7490-nucleotide messenger RNA. NCBI's taxonomy places the organism in Eukaryota, Metazoa, Platyhelminthes, Cestoda, Diphyllobothriidea, Diphyllobothriidae. The record is from the annotation of a GenBank genome assembly.
AUGGGCUUUGAAGCGGAGAAGUUCAGAGGGCUUGUGAUCGCUCAAACCUUCUUCUUCUUCUUCUUCUUCUUCUUCUUCUUCUUCUUCUUCUUCUUCUUCUUCUUCUUCUUCUUCUUCUUCUUCUUCUUCUUCUUCUUCUGCUGUUACGAUUACGUGGUUGCGUUGACGAUCAGAAAUUGGAGUGAGUCGAAGGGGCUCGGUGUAAGGAGCAUCAGUGGGGUGGUCGCAAAAGAAUGUUUAAACCUCUGAGAGAAUGGUGGGUUGGCGGGGGGAGGGAAAGAACCUCAGUUAGUCUGAGUUGUCCUGGCAGAUAAAACGGUGGCCCCGAUGCGGAAAAUGUAGAGUUCUGGGGCCUGCUGCCUAAAUUCUAGAAGGGGCACAGUGACUCCACGGAGAGAAAUAGCAGCAUCUGCGGGUGCCGUGGGAGACAUCGUUGAAGGCAAAAUCAGGAUACAGAACAGAGAGAAGGUAAAUAUACGCCAGAAGGUAAGUGUUGGCAGCGUGGACGUCGGAGGUCACCACUGGUGCAAUUUGAGGCUGACUCGAGAGUUCACAAUGGUCGACGUCAGGACAAAAUUUCCCGAAUCAGAAGUCAGGGAAGACGGAUUGGGUUGGACAAUCUUUGCUGCCGAGGAGGUGCGUACAGAAGGCCCUGCAAGCAGUCGCCGCGAGCUGUCACUCCAGGCCAGUUGAUUGUGUCUGCGUCUGUUGUUGAGGUUGUCGGGCGUAGACCGAAAGUUUGACACUCGGUACGGUAGUAGACCUAAAUUAGGUAGGAAGGGUAAUGACCCUACCAGCGGUCUCGUAUUACAGAUGGCUGGGGUUGGUUUACUUCGGGUGGAGCUACAUAGCCACACCUGAUCGGGCCCAUUUUUCAUGAAACAGUCAAGAAGACCGGAGGUGGGAGAGGGCGCAGAUGGUUGACACGACCAACAUCCGCACCCCGGCUUACCCACUACACCCGAAUCGGGUCCCACGGAGUGACAGUGCCAUAGAUGCCGUGUUAACAAGGAGCCAUUUCAGCCUCACUCCCAGCCCAUCAGUCGGCCUCUCCGCACAGACGCACAACACCUGUUUGGCUGUGAGUUAUCCAGUCAGUUGUCAAUUCUCCAUGCCACGGCUUUAUAGCGCAACAUGAUACUUUCAAGUUCGUCAGAUAGUUUAUAAAAAGGAAUAUGUGCUGAGACCAGGAUUAUCUUACUCCCUCAGUCUCAAUCGCACUCCGAGCUGGCCAGGUGGGAGUGGACGCAGUGACUGACAGAUCUAGUCACUUAGUCUGGGCGUUGCACACACGAGACCUGACCCAUUCCUCCUCCCCCCCCCCAGACAUAAGCACCAGGAUGUCACACAUGGGGAGGGGGAGUUUGGCGACAUGCAUUUCAUGCGUAUGUGUGUGUGUCGGUUGGUGGGUGGGUGGGUGUGUGGGUGUGAAAGUGUCAGAGGUCACGUCGAGAAGGAGGCAUUGCAGUCCGACUCUCAGUCCACCAGUCUGCCACUGCGCACAAACGCACGUUUGGCUGAAUGCAAGGCUUGAGUUCCAUCGGCAGUUGGCAGUCUUACCUGUCAACAUUAUCAUCAACGUACCCUGACAGUCUCAGGCUCCGAUCACACAUGCAGCGGAGGGGCCACAGGGAGUAGUAGCAGGAAAAAACUUGCCACUUACGAGGAGAGAUGUGCCAACCACGUGCUUUCGUCGUGUGAUGUCGAGUGUGGUCCUGCUUAGAGUAGAUGCUGGUGAGGAGAGAUGUGGUGGUAUGGUAUCGCCGGCCUCACAUCACGACAUCCGUUCACCUGAGCGCCACGCAGAGGGCGGUGCGUGCGUGCGUGCGUGCACACAUAACCUUUGUCCGCCGACAAUCCCGAUCAGAAAAUGACACAACGUCGAUUGGCGUCGAGCUGUCUCCACGACGUAGCCAAGUCACGUGUGUUGCAAACAGCAUCCCAUUGGCAGGAGGUGUUACUUAGGCUGACAGAAGGCGUCAUGAGGGCAUAACCAGACUGACGACUAGGAGAACGGACUGCCACAAGCACACAAUCUCGCCUAAACCGCUGAUUGUCCUACCACACAACAUCUCCGCUACAGCCUCCGCCACCGUAGCAGGACAGGUUAGUUAUCAGUCAGUUAAAUGGUCUUCUUCUGACUCAGUGCAGGUAUGGGCAGGGCGAAUGACAAUAAAUAGAAGCAACCGGCAGGGCGUCAGGCAGAUGCUAGGGAUUACCACAAAUCCCACCUUUCACCUCGACUAAUCGUAGCCCUCGGCGGCAGCCCAGUCAGCCGGAUGACUCACAAACCCCACAUCUUCUUUGAGGUUCAUCUGGGACGUCAGUAAAAUCGACAUCUCCACUCCUCACUUAUUCCCGCGAGCCAAAAUUUUGCUUUACGAGGCGAUAAUGUUCUUCGACGUGACACUGCUCCUUGCAUCCAUCUCACCGCAUUUGUUGUGCAAGGCUAUGCGCUGCGUCCUGCAUGGAAGGAAGUAUGGCAAAUCACGGGCAUGUCUUUACUGAUAUUGUCAUCAUAUUUAAGUAGUAUUACAGGCCGAUGCCUCCCGUCAUUCCGGGUAAAUUGCACACACAUAUCUGCAUUUAUGCUGCACUAGUGACUUAUGUGUCGGUGGUUUGCAAUUUACAAUAUCUAACGACAUUUUCUUCUCUUUGAAUCAUUGUAGAAAUUGCAUGUUUAUGCUCAAUCGUAUUAUUGGACGCAGGGGACUGCUUGUCUGUGGUCGACUACUGCGUCCUUUCGUCGGCAGUUUCAGCAAUGUCGCAUCUCCUACCUCCUCUCCAAUUAACCUCAGGGAUGACAACAUCAACCACAUAUUUGGUGCCUACGAGGAGGUUCUUUCCAUGCAGAUCCACUAUCUUCGUCAUGGCCGAGGAGCCAACAAUAUCCUCCUAUUUCCCGGUCCAUUCGGCUCCAUCAGGACUGAUUACAUGGACUUCCUGCAGCGUCUGAACCUAAACGAGUACGUUCCCUGGGGCUGCUUGGCACUCUCUGUUUUGACCAACUGGUGUAGAUAUAGACGGAGAUAGGUGUAGAAAGUGGCACUAGGAUACAUCAUAUAGAAGUGGCCCAGUAGCCGACGACUACACUAUGUACGCUGUUGGUACACCCUCAAGAUUGGGUAGACCAGUUUGGUAAGCGUGAAUAUUCGUAUACAACAGUCAUUGUGGUGUCUGCAAUGCAGGAUGUUGUGACGAAACUAGCAAAUCUGCCACUACACACACAGUUAUGAUCAUCAAUGAAGGAUACGGCAGGGAGAACAUCUGUCCCGAUUAUUCAUACAUGCUCUGGAUAUGGGACAGAAAUCUACUAAAUUUAUGCUCGAAGGAAGAGUAUAAUUCGGUUUUAAAAAAGUUUCUAAUUGUUGGACUUUUAAUAUCGUUGAAAACGGAAUUAUACCUUUCCCUCGAGUAUCAAAUUAGAAAAAGGCGUAAUUAUCUACCGAAUGAGCAGAAGAAUGAAUAUUUUUGUGCAUGUUUUCCGUGAAAUACAAUGGGACUAUUCGGGGCAUCGAAAGUCAAUGAGAAAAUUUUAUGCAAAGUAUUUAGUCAUUGUUUACAGAGUGCAGUUUUUGUAUGCAACCGGAAGGAAGUUCAUUCGAAAGUCGGCAGCCUGAGGUGACUGAACUAUCAUGUUGCAGACUAGCUAGUUUUACAACCCUACUUAAUUAAUCUUUUCGAAACGAAAACGCAUUUCGAAAUUCCUGUUGACAUUGCAUCAGUUAGUCCACCUACUGUAAUUCAUGCAUGCGUGUAGUCUGGAGAGGUUCUCUCGGACGUCACGUUUUAAAAUUUUGCGAACUCGCCCACCAGUUGUACGUCUGACGGCGACGACGACGACGACGACAACGUCGACCAAGGGCAAUAAGUUUUAAAAUAUCCGAAACAAAGUUUGUUGUUUCCUCAAAUGACUUCUUCAGCAUGAACAUAUACACACGCAAGGAAGGAGAAACGUCAACGUCUGUGAUGACUGCACGCGGCCUAUGAGAACAUCUUCGUUUACAGUAGGCCAGAAUAUCUGGACACACAAUAACCCUUAUUGCGCGCACAUUUUUGAUACAGGUUCCCCAGCUCAUUGUCAGACUUAUGGGACACACACAAAAACAGUUCACCCUUUAACCCUGUUGAAGAAGUGAUUCUGCAGUUGGCUGAAGCUUGCGCCAUUGCACGUCAAUUGCAUUUCUUCAUGCCCUCGACAUUGGCUACACUGGCUUUCAUUUGUCCCUGAGGAAUUUGUGAGUGGCAUCUCAACCGAGAUGCCGAUUGAUGCAGGGCACAGUUGACUGAAUUACUUCAGGAAUUGACAGCGCAUCCUAAUUGGUAGAAGGAUGAAAACUAUAAGAGUGUUCUCCCAUGGGCAAGAUGGCCCCCCACUCCUCAUCACCGCUAAAUGACGUUCAUCUAUAGGGUUUCAGACAGGUUUCCCAGUUCGGCAUCAAUAGACGGCAUCAAAACUGGCACAUGGGAUCUUGCAGACAACGUCUUUUUUUUCAAUGGCAAAUAAUUUACUCUGGAGAGUUUUACUAGAGAGAGAGAGGGAGGUUGUCACACUUGAAAAGUGAUUUUUUGCCUGAUUCUAGCUAUGGGAAUCAGUUUGCUGUCACAGGCGUUAUUUUAGAGAGUCAAAUGUUUUAUCGAUUGUUAAAGGUCAGAUUAGCAGGUCUGUGCGUUUUCGUCCCCUAAAGUGCAGUAAUGAUGCAUAGGGGGAAUGGGUUGUUUGAAAGGGCCGACAUCGUUUUGUCAUUUGAUGAACUCUAUGUUUUGACACCAAAACGACUCUCACCGAAUAGUCAUGUUCAGUUUGGAACAUAUGAAAUAUUGAUUGUCGCGCGGUCUAAUUUCUGCGCAUGCGUAAUUUAGAAAUAGAAGGAGAAAAUCAUCGGCAAAAUAUCAGUGUUCUGAGUGAUCGAAAGCAUGUAAACACAUAACACAGAGUCUGUCUUUAUAUGCAAUCCAUGCAGAACACUGCACAUUUCAAGGUAUGCAGGGAUGUCUCAAGGCUGAUCUGAAAUUCAGUGUAAUCUAGAACAAACAAGACGUCCGAAUUAGUUUUAGGGAAGAAAAGUCCUGACAACAUGUGCUCUUAUGAAAACUGUUAUUCCCAUGGCAUCCCCGUUGGCGAAUUCAAGUGAAAUCCGCUUAAAGGAUAUUUAAAUGUGAAAUUAGCUAAAAGACCACUUUCAGACCUUAGUUUUCAAGUACUGCUUAAUUUACUCGUUUUCUGUAUGAACAGACAUUCCGUACAUCUAGAACUGGAUUUUACACAAUUGCACCCAUCAUUGACUUUUUCGGCAUUUUUUGCAUUUCUCAAAAAAUCCAUGUUUCUAAGCAAUCUACCCUUAUGUUUGAUUAAUAUAGACAUAGGAUACAUGGAUUGGUGUCGGUUAGCGAGUAAUUAGCAGUCUUUUGUAAAUUUCGGCAUCUUGCAUCAGCUAGGUCACACCGUUUACACCAUUUUCCCCGUAAGACACCUUAUUUUCAUCAUAGACACACGCGCAUAUGUGUAGAGUAGUCGUACUGCCUGUGAUGAACAAUCACUCCACCUCUCGAAGGCGCAAAUUCGCUUUCGGUCGCGUAUCGAUCUUGUGCCCAGUGGGUGAUCCAAUUUCACGUCAAGUACUGGAGGCGUGACAGUCAAAUGACUGUUGACUUUGUCAGCAGAAAUAGGGAACAGGCACCGGCAAACGAAACACUGCGAGAACGAAUCAAUAGCGCCACUCCCGAAGGAGGAUGUGUUUGAAGUCGGCCUGAGCAACAUGCAUCCAUUUGGCCUUCGUGGUGGACACGAGGGAGAGUUUUGAAUGUGGGAAUAGUAGCAGGUUGUACUAGGGGCUGGUCUGCCCGCCAUACUACUGCAAAUAUCCUACGCCACGGAGUUAGCCUAUAGAUGGUUACUACAGGACAACCCUUUAGUGCCGUGUGCCCAUUCGCGUAAACCAUGCACGGCAGAAACGCCUUCCGCAGCCUGCUCACAAAGCACUUUUGUCCGUCUUCCCCCCUCCGCCCACCCCCUUUAGCUUUACCGCGAUAGCCUUCGAUCCGCCGGGCUGCGGUUUCAGCAUUCCCCCCGACCGCGAUUGGAGUGAUCCGCAGAUCCUGCUGCAGGAUGCUAGAGUUGGCGUGAACUUGAUGCGCCAGCUGGGUCAUCUGCCCUUCUCCUGCGUGGGCUGGUCAGAGGGCGCUCAGUCAGCCAUCUGGGCAGCAUCGGAAUUGAAUACUGACGGUUAGUUACAUUUUGAUUGGACAAUUCUGCUGCUGGCACAUCUGCUUAUUUGUUCUAGAAUGCACUUAUUGUGGACGCUGACAGUGACAGUAUGUCAAAUGACCCGUUGCCUGGCGUCAUGAUUUCAUGACCUCUACUCCCUAGACACACUCACACACGCACACUACGCGCGGUGAAUGAAACGAAACUAGUUCCGAUUUACCACAGACCACUGAGAAUACCUGAAAGGACACAUCAGGAAGCAGCCCUUUCAGCCUGACCUUCCGUUCUGGGAGGGACCGAGGUGUCCCACCAAGCUACCAAUUUUUCACUUCAAUGGGUCACUGAAUGCCCGCCUAGACAAUUAAUUUCUCCCGAACAUGAAGGCGGGAUGAUGUGAAAUGCUAUGUGUGUGUGUGUGUGUGUGUGUUUGUGUGUGUGUGUGUGUUGUGUUGCAUGGAGUGGCGGACUGGUGGGCUGGGUUGGAAGACGGGCUGAAACAGCACCUUCCACGGCCUUCUCACGCAAGUGAGAGCCACGCCGUUCAACCCCCGUUGUGUGAAAUCCUGGUGUAUGCGUUUGUAUGGGGGGCCAGAUUGUACACGUGGCGCACGCAGGCAUGGCCAGUCGACCAUGCCAGCCACCGCGCAAAUUCCCACUCCAGUCUGCUGACCGGCUCGGACAGUGAAAUGCUCUCAUUAUUUUGGGGUGUGUGUGAUCAGCAUGCUACUUCCAAGUCUUUUCCAUUUGCUACCUGCUUAUUGUACGCAGACAUAUGAAGGAAACCUAAUCCAUGCAUUCAGACUCGAUUGAGGGCUUGGUGGUCUGGGAGCUGGAGGAAGAUAUUGGCGCAGAGGACGGAUCGGGGAAUGCUGGUCAGAUUAUGGGAGGCACCCCCGGUUCGGUGGACUUCUUGCCAGACAGCCGUCGUCUUCCGCUGCAGGCUGUCUAUGGUAGAGCGUACAUGCGGGAUAGUUGGCCUGCCUACGUUGAGACAAAGGAGCUCCGACGUAUGGGUCCUGCCGAUCUCCGCUGCCUGCCACAGCGUCUCCUCCGGAUGCCCCUACUGCACAUUGCAUCUCGGCACUCCGAGGCACGGCGACACCAUGAUGCCAACAGUCAAUCAACUGAAUCGGCUCUCCUCGCCUGUUCGUGCUGCUGUUCAACCCUCUGGCCCGACAAGUCUGACGCGGAACGGAAGGCUGGCUGGCAGCUGCCACACAAGUUGCAUGCUGAUUUCUUUCAGUCCUGUGUCGAAAACUUUAUUCUCGAAUCUAUUCACUAG